GCUGGCUUGACCAUGUCCUCCUGGGCGGCCUAGCGUUGGGAUUAUCGACGCGGCCCUACGUAUUGAUAAAAACUGCAGCAUGAUUGUCUCCAUCUGGCUGCUGACGGCAGGACCGCCACGGGGCCUCGAUGGUCCCGAACCUUGGUUCAGCUGGCAACUAACCAGCUUCCCUAUCUGGUGGCGGUUGCUGAGUUGUCAGGUCGAGGCGGCGUUUGCGUGCCAGCCUCGGCCGUGUCAGCUCUCCGACCUCACCGUAACCCCUGGGCAAAUUUCCACACCUCCACCAGCCGCUCUGGGCAAUCUAGAGCCUUGCCAGGUUGGCUGAGAGGAGGCCGGUCCAUCACAAUGCAGGCUGCCGACCCGGACACGAGCUCCUUCGAGGCCC
Messenger RNA from Ilyonectria robusta, 385 nucleotides. RefSeq lists its product as uncharacterized. The transcript has a single exon. NCBI's taxonomy places the organism in Eukaryota, Fungi, Ascomycota, Sordariomycetes, Hypocreales, Nectriaceae. The record is from RefSeq and is a predicted model, not a curated record. Bases 80 to 325 code for a protein of 81 amino acids.